AUCGAAACUCUUCAAUGAGUCCACCUUCAGAGAAAUAGUUUGUUUCCCCCCCCCCCCCCUAUCCUCUCUUAUUUUAAUCCUUUGCAGUAUUGGCAAAAAUGAACGGGUCGUUGAACUCCCGCCCAGGACUUGUAGAUAUAAACCUGAACCGAGGACCCGCAGGUCUGGGGUUUAAUAUAAUUGGGGGCAUCGACCAGCAAUCUAUCGUGAAUGAUAAUGGCGUCUAUGUUAGUAGAAUCAAAGAAGGUGGAUCAGCAGCACUAGAUGGACGACUGGAAGAGGGAGACAAGAUUCUUGCGAUAAACGGAGCCUCACUGGAGAACCGGUACCACCACGAAGUGGUGGAGCUGUUCCGGUCAGCCGGGGAGAACGUCCAGCUCCGCGUUAUGAAAAGGUCUCACCUAAGUAACGGACCAGCCGCCUCCAAACCUAAUCGCCAACCUUCCACGUCUACUCUGGGAAUGCUGGCGUUAUUUGCUGGAGCCGUGUCGAUCAUUGUUGUAGUAGCUCUUUAUAAACGGCUUAAAUAGCUUUUUUUAAUAGAUAUGUAUUAUGUAUCUAAGCUGACGAUGUCUGUAUGUUUGUUUUAGAAUCAAAAACGUUGCUAAAUGCCAAAAAGAAAUUCAAGAAGCAGACGGUGUGAACGGUGGACCUUUUCCCGAUUGGCAGGUAAUGGCGUCCCGAUUUAGUUCAUUUCCAUAUUCGUGCGUAUUCUGUGAUUUAAUGGUAGCUUCUUGAGGACCCAUUCUUAUCGUCGGAGUUGUGUCAUGCAAAGAAAUUUGUGCCCUAUUGAGGUGAAGGGUUCCCUCUCUGAGCGGGUGAGAGCAAACGGAAAGUAUGGACAGACGUCGGAAUAAUCGAGUCGUUGGUGAAACGUAAACGCCGUGUCGCGUUAGCCGCGCAGAGCUCUCCCUGUGCGCCGAGAGAGCCCGCCGCGUUCCUCAGUGCUGAGACCAACUCCUACAAGAUAAUCGUAAGAUACAAGCCAGGGUUUGUAUUCAGACCCACCUGAAAAAAAAAUAAAAAAUCUGAGAUUACUCGAGGGACUACUUUCAGCUGCAGAUGAAGACAAAUUGCUUUUUAGUGUGUGUCCCCCCCUCUCCUUUUGUCGUUUAAAGUUUUAACGGUUGUAAAUAACAGUGUGGCUCUGUAACUUAAAGUAUCCCAGUUAUUCUUCAUCAGACCAGUGUCUCAUGCAUUUAGGCCAGUUUAUGUCAGGCCGAUUCAGGAAACGUGUAUUAACAAACAGUUGGUUUCCCUACGUCUCAGUGCCGGACAUCCAUUUGCAUGAAUUACUGCGUCGGCGCAAUGGAGGCCAUCAGCCACUGCCGCCGCCGAGGCGUUCAGGAAGCCUCGGUCACUGUCACAGCGGCUUUCUGUCUAUUUUCCUCUUUGACAGUGCUUCGUGGAUUCUCCGAGGGGUUUAGGUGAGCCAAGUUUCCCGACCAAACAAUCACAUUUUGGUCGUCAGAGCAGGUAUUUGUGCUUUUCUCAGUCGCUCGUGUGACAUUUUCCGCCACAUGUUUUCCUUCCAUUUAACGUCUCAUUAGUUCUCUUGGAUUCUGUGCUCUGUGUGCGUUACUAUUCGAAAACCCGUACAGGUGAUUGGGUUUCCAUCAGCUGUAAGCCAUGAUUGUCGAAAUUAGCAUCAAUUGUUCAAAUAUAUCACUUUGUGUAAAAGAUUUUGAGUUUCACUUUCUGAAUUUAUGUAUGGAAUUAAGGUUUUUAGUAAUCUAAUCUACGGAGAUGCACUUUCUUCCCUCACGUCAUUGGGAGAUGCUCUCGUCACUCAUUUAACCCAGCUUUUGCCGAUAUAAUUCAAUAAUAAAAAAUAUAUAUAUAUCUUGAUUUAUUUCUGAAGUGCAGAUGUUCUGAUUGUACAAGGGAUCCAUUUUUUUGUUUGUUUUGUUUUGUUUCAUUGUGAGGAAUUUGUUCUCAUUCCUGCCUCAGACUAACAACAGUGUUGCAAUUAACUCACUACUUUCACGUUUUGCACUAAAGCAACAAUCAUGGAGAUUUUCUGAUAGCGGUUACGAAACAAGUUUGAACAGAAAUUAAUGUUUUUGUUGUUUUCUUCUUCUGGUCACAACAAUCACAUCGCCAUCUCUAUAUGUGGCUAAUUGUAUGUAAAUACAUUUCUCGUAUGAGACAUUGUGAAUAUGUGCAGUAUGACAGACAAGAAAACCACAAGCACUAAGUUAUGCAAAUAUUCUGUUUGACAUGCAGACAUGUAAUAAAAUUUGUUUAAUUCA
Messenger RNA from Xiphophorus maculatus (southern platyfish), 2252 nucleotides. RefSeq names its product synaptojanin 2 binding protein (gene synj2bp). The coding region runs from base 99 to 530 and encodes 143 amino acids. Lineage: Eukaryota; Metazoa; Chordata; Actinopteri; Cyprinodontiformes; Poeciliidae. The transcript is spliced from 4 exons. Gene Ontology annotation, molecular function: protein binding. The record is from RefSeq and is a predicted model, not a curated record.